AUGUUACACUAUUUACAUUUACUAUUAGAUAUACAAAAUUGUAAAAAGAUUUAUAGUUUUUCAAUUAAUUGUAAACAAAUAACAUUUUUCUAUGUUGAAAAAGAAUCUAAAUCGAAUUUAUAUAAUUAUUAUAAAAGUCAAGAUUUAGAUAUGUUUAAUAAUUAUUCUGAAACAUCAUUACCUGUUGAUAUGAUAAUAACAAAGGAAGAAUGGAAAAAUAAAUACUUAAAUGAAGUUAUUUGGAAAAUAUUUACAAUUUUUUUAACAAUGAGUGACAACUUUUAUGAAUAUGCAACAUUAAAUAUCAAUCCUCGUGAUGAUUUAUUUGAUUGUCGAUAUAUGAUAAGAAAAAAAUUAGGAAUUGGUUUAACAUCAAUGGUUUAUUUAUUAGAAAAAAAAGAAGAUAACUAUUUGAUUGAAGAUUCACCACACUAUGUAAUGAAAAUAUUAAAAGAAAAUAAUUAUUCAGAAUAUUUUUUAACCGAAAUUAAAAUAACAGAAAAAUUAAAACAAUUUGAUAAUUCAAACAAAUUUUAUUUAUUUUUUCAAGAUAUUCUAUCUCCAUUAUUAUCAGGUAUUACAUUUGUCUUUUGA
Molecule: messenger RNA, 594 nt
Organism: Rotaria sp. Silwood1
Lineage: Eukaryota; Metazoa; Rotifera; Eurotatoria; Philodinida; Philodinidae
Source: the annotation of a GenBank genome assembly